This is a messenger RNA of Solanum dulcamara, 1333 nucleotides long. RefSeq names its product protein PHOSPHATE-INDUCED 1-like. NCBI's taxonomy places the organism in Eukaryota, Viridiplantae, Streptophyta, Magnoliopsida, Solanales, Solanaceae. The transcript has a single exon. Bases 91 to 1044 code for a protein of 317 amino acids. The record is from RefSeq and is a predicted model, not a curated record.
CCUUUCAUUUCAUCCAAACUACAAAUCUUCAAUUCAGCUUUUUCAACACAGUUUUCCUAGAGUAGUAGGUUCUAAGAAGAAAAAGAAAAUAUGUCUUCUUCUCUUAGUUGGAAGUCGACCCAUUGCAUUUUGUCACUUUUUGUAUUGAUUUCUUUCAUCAACGUGUGCUUUGCUUCAAGAAAGCUCACUGCAUUAGUAGAACAAAAUAAUCUCUUGCAGUACCACAAAGGUGCACUUCUUUCUGGCAAAAUUUCUGUCAAUCUGAUUUGGUAUGGCAAAUUCAAACCAUCCCAAAGAGCUAUUGUAUCCGAUUUCAUCACCUCCCUUUCCACUUCAACUCCAUCUAAAACCAACCCUUCAGUAGCCCAAUGGUGGAAAACCACUGAAAAAUACUACCAUCUUGCAAAUUCUAAGAACACCCUUUCCCUCUCUUUGGGAAAACAAGUACUCCUCGAAAAGUAUUCCCUAGGAAAAUCACUGACGCAGAAACAAAUCGUGCAAUUGGCAUCAAAGGGUGAACAGAAAGACGCUAUUAAUGUUGUAUUGACCGCCUCUGAUGUUGCUGUUGAUGGGUUCUGCGUCAAUCGAUGUGGAACUCAUGGGGCUUCUAAGGGUGCAGUUAUUAAAGGCAAGACUUACAGAUUUGCUUAUAUUUGGGUUGGUAACUCAGAAACUCUAUGUCCUGGCUACUGUGCCUGGCCAUUCCACCAGCCCAUCUACGGACCACAGAGCCCACCUUUGGGUGCACCAAACAACGAUGUGGGUGUUGAUGGAAUGGUGAUCAACUUGGCUAGUUUAUUAGCUGGAACCGCUACUAACCCAUUUGGAAAUGGUUACUACCAGGGCGAAGCAGAUGCACCAUUGGAAGCUGCAUCUGCUUGCCCUGGUGUCUACGCCAAUGGUGCUUACCCAGGCUACGCUGGAGAUUUAUUGGUGGACAAAACUACAGGUGCAAGCUACAAUGCACAUGGUACAAACGGAAGGAAAUACUUGCUUCCCUCUCUAUAUGAUCCUUCCACAUCUACAUGCUCCACUUUGGUCUAGAAAAUCUGUGGCAGUUUCACGAUGAAAUUGAUUUAGUAUAGUGAAUACUGUAACUUCUCAUUCAUUCAUUUGUUUUAGCAUGAGUAAUUCCUUUGGCUUGCUUUCACAAACAUCCCUGUCUUCCAUUUUUUUUCCCAUUGAAUUUAUUUUGUUUAGGUCAUAAAGGGGACCCGAAGAACUACUUCGCAAUGAAUUAUUCUGUUGCGCAAUAUCCCAAAAAUCACAGCUAAAAUUAUAAGAGUAUGUUGUUAAGCAAUUUCCCAAUAAAUAUCCCAAAUUUUACCUUUUA